Molecule: messenger RNA, 1035 nt
Organism: Homo sapiens (human)
Lineage: Eukaryota; Metazoa; Chordata; Mammalia; Primates; Hominidae
Gene: IFTAP
Product: intraflagellar transport associated protein
Exons: 6
Coding region: 284-949 (221 amino acids)
Cellular component (GO): cytosol; ciliary tip; 9+0 non-motile cilium
Molecular function (GO): intraciliary transport particle A binding
Source: RefSeq, marked reviewed
CUCUCUGGGAUGUGUAGCUUUGGAAAUCUGUCUUUGUUGCUCUGGGAGAGGGGACUCCUGGAAUGUGUCUGUGAAUAAAGACUAGCCGAAGGUGCGAAGUGACUAGACGGGAGCAAAGGAGGAAAACUAGGGAAUGGGAGGUGAGAGUGGCUGACACCGACCCAACGUCCGGGUUGCCGGAAGGCUGCAGCGCCCGGAGCGGUGUCGGGCAAACCGCUACCCUGGUAUUGCUGGAGCCUCUCCUGGGGACUUUUGAACAGAUACUGUGGCCUCAUGAAUAGGAAUGUCUGCCCAUAUGUCAGGAUUGGAAAUAAUGGAUGAAGAUCAAUUAAUCAAAGACGUCUUGGAUAAAUUCCUUAAUUGUCAUGAGCAAACAUAUGAUGAAGAAUUUCUGAACACUUUUACUCAUCUUUCACAAGAGGAUCAUGUGUCCAAAAGGGGAGUGUUUGGAACUGAUUCUUCAGAAAACAUUUUUACCUCAGCAAAAGUUACUCAUAAAAAUGAAGCAGAUGACUACCAUCUUAGAAAUAAAACCAUCUUUCUUCGUACUUCAUCACAAUGUUUGGAAGAACAGGUAGAUAAUUUCCUAGAUUUAGAAGAUUUGGACAUGGAUGAAGAGAUUAAACCCCAAAUGAGUGAGGAUUUGCUGCUGCUUCCAGGAGAAGUGGAGCAGGAUGUAAGCACCAGCAUUCCUUCCUGUAUCCCUUUUGUGGCCCAGCCUCCUACCUGUGAAGUGAAGCCAAAGCCCAGUGUUAAAAGAAUGGACAAACAGACGGAAGAGAUACUUGGAGAUGAAGUUCAACUUUUUUCACUUGAUGAAGAAUUUGAUUAUGACAAUGUGAUGCUAACCUCCAAGUUUAGUCCUGCAGAGAUAGAGAACAUCAAAGAGCUAUGCAAGCAGCAGAAGAGAAAGGACACCAGCCCAGACUUAGAGAAAUCCUGUGACUGAUUCACAGAGGCAUUUUGUGUGUGUGUGCUUAUUUUAAUUUUGUUCUUAUUCUAGCAACAUUAGAAUAAAAGAUAAACCUACUAUAA